This is a messenger RNA of Selaginella moellendorffii, 1809 nucleotides long. RefSeq names its product pentatricopeptide repeat-containing protein At3g53170. The transcript is spliced from 2 exons. Gene Ontology annotation, molecular function: protein binding. NCBI's taxonomy places the organism in Eukaryota, Viridiplantae, Streptophyta, Lycopodiopsida, Selaginellales, Selaginellaceae. The coding region runs from base 1 to 1809 and encodes 602 amino acids. The record is from RefSeq and is a predicted model, not a curated record.
AUGUUUCAUCUGCGGGAGCCAUGGCCGGCCUCUUGGCACCUCGCUGCUGCACUUGGCAAUGGGCGAUGGACGAGGAUGUGUGUCCAAUGCGGCAGCAGCAGCAGCGAUAGCAGCGGCGGAAGCAGCAGGAGCGUGCGGCCCAGCCGCUUGCAAUGGCGGGAGACGAGGCAGGACAAGCGGUCGGCCAGGGAGGCCAUGACGGUGGCAAACCGGGUCAUGGCGUCCGAGGAGGCGAGCUUGCGCAAGAGUAUGGCCAGAAAGGCGAGCAAGCUGCUGCCCAGCUCGCUGCUCGACAUACUGUCGGACAGGAUCCAGCGGGGCCAGUGGGAGGCGGCGCUCAAAGUGUUUGAGCUCCUCCGCUCGCAGCAAUGGUACCAGCCAUACGCCGGCACCUACAUCCGCAUGCUGGAGAUGCUGGGCAAAUGCAAGCGGCCGGACGAGGCCGCCUCCCUCUUCCAGACCAUGCUCGCCGACGGCUGCGGCCCCAGCCGGGAGGCAUUCACGGCCCUCAUGUCCGCCUACACGCGCAGCAACCUGAUGAGCACCGCCAUGGAAGUGCUCCAAGCCAUGAACGCCACCCCGCACUGCUCGCCUGACGUCUUCACCUACAGCCUCCUCAUCAAGUCGUGCUGCGACUGCGGCCAGCUGAGCCGUGCCGCGGACCUCCUGGCCGACAUGACCGCCCGAGGCAUCCAGCCCAACCGCGUCACCUACAACAUCAUCCUCGACGCCUAUGCCAAGUGCGGCUCCCUCGACAAGCUCCACGACCUGGCGCUCCAGAUGCUCCAGUCGCCCUCGCCCUCGUGCAGGCCCGACCACUGGAGCCGCAACGCCAUCGUCAAAGGCUUUGGCAACCGCGGCGACAUCCGGCGAAUGGAGGAGUGGUUCCAGAGGCUGACCACGCCCAGCGACGGCCCCGACUCGCUCACGCUCCACUCGCUCAUGGCCGCCUACGCUAAGGCCGAGAUGUUCGACAAGAUGCACGCGGUUGUGCGCUACAUCCACAGGUACCACUACCAGGUUGACGCCGUCACCUACAACAUCCUCAUCAACGCCUAUGGCCGUGCCGGCCGCAAGACGCAGAUGCUCAAGACCUUCACCAGCAUGAAGUGUGGGGGCGUCCGGCCCGACUCCGUCACCUACUGCACGCUCAUCAACUUCUACGGCAAGUUUGGGAUGCAGCGCAAGCUCCCCAGGCUGCUGGAGCAGAUGAGCAUGCACAAGGUCCAGCCCGACACCGCGCUCUACAACUCGGUGCUCGACGCCUACAGGAGGGCCUCCGACAUCAGCAGCAUCGACCGCUACUUCGCCGCCAUGCAGGAGCAGGGAUGCAAGCCCGACCACCUCACCUACAACAUCCUCAUCCAGGCCUACCGCUCUCAGGGCCUCACGGACAAGGCCGACGUCAUGGCUGUAGAACAGGAGAAGCUGAAGCAGCGGGACUCGAUCAACAGGUUGUUUGUUUCGUCGCUUGAGCCCCCAAAGACUAGAUCCAGGCUCGACGCAAACGAGCUGAGAAGUUCUUCCCCAGCCAUUUGUUUCAAUGCGGACAGAGAGGGCACCCAGGUCAUACAUUUGGCGGUUGAAAAGCCUCGUCACUUUCUUAAGAGGAGUCCCCAAUCCGACUGCCUGCUGAGCCCUUCCUACCCAAUGAUCAAAGUUUCACAACAUCUCGCUGCCAUAAGGGUCGUUGUCAUUUUUGUGAACGUUGCUCUCAAGUCUUGGGCAUGCCUGGACGACACUCUGACAAUGCAUUUCUUGGUCAGCCACCAAGGAGAUAAGGUGCUUGCUGACGAUCGAAGACGUUAG